AAUAAUGUAUUUGCAACGUAUGCUAUACAAUAAAAUAGAAAUAAAAUUAAUCUUUCGUCGAUGAAUUUACUUCAAUCAUUUACUACGCUGUUUCACAAGAUAACACAGCGAUUACAAAGCUGAAUAAAAAUUGUUAUUGACGAAGCAAAUUUUCACGCAAGCGUAUCCGUCGUGUAUCAUCCGUUUGUAUAGUCCUAAGCGUUGCUAAGACUACCAACUGGUCAACUACCUGUAACAAAUACUAAGUAAAGUAUGAAGCAUAUCUAUAUUGCACUCGGAUAGUUAUACCAUUGAGAAAAGUGUAAACCGAUAAUGCCUUAUAGAGAGGUGCUCGCUGAAAGAUUUACGAAAGAGAAGAUUCUUAUCCUGGCACUAUUUUCCCUCUCAACGAUUGGUUUCUCACGAGGUCUAAAUUGCAGCGGCGACCCUUGCAUGUAUGGAAUUUGUUUAGAAGACGCGAACAGCACUUAUUCUUGCUACUGUAUCGACGGUUACACCGGAAUCAAUUGCGAGAUCAAUUGGAAUGAUUGUUGGUCGAAUCCUUGCCUCAACGGAGGGACAUGCAACGAUGGUGUUGCAGCUUAUAAUUGCACCUGCAGCGAGGGAUUUGUAGGUAUAAAUUGUGAACAAAGAUAUAGCGAAUGUUCCAAUCAACCUUGUCUAAAUAACGGGACUUGUCUCGAUUACGAUGGCAUCACUUGUCAAUGUCCUGACGGAUAUUCAGGAGAUUAUUGUGAAAUUGACGCCUCGGUUUGUAACGAUACCAUAUGUAAGAACGGUGGUGAAUGCGUGGAAGGACCUGGAUUUUCUUUCCUUUGCCGUUGCUCGGAAGGUUGGACAGGUCGAUUGUGCGACGAAGAUAUCGAUGAAUGCAUCAUAUCACCGUGCAAGAACGGUGGCCUUUGUAUUAACAUUCCUGCUUCGUACACAUGCGCUUGUUUAUUUGGAUAUACAGGCAAAGAUUGCGAUAAAACCAUAGUACCUUGCGAACAGAAUCCUUGCGUAAACGAUGCAGUAUGCUUGUUCGAAGACGAACGGCCAGUUUGUUACUGCGUGCCAGACUAUCAUGGUGCAUUGUGCGAAUUAAAGUACGACGACUGUGAAUCGAAAUUUGCAAACUGCGAGAACGGAGGCACUUGCAUCGACGGUAUCAACAGUUUCACUUGUGCUUGCCCAACGUUUUACAGCGGGCCAUUCUGCAAUGUUUAUGAUCUUCCAUCGACUUUCUCAACCAUCGAAGAAACGCUUGAGACUGAUAUUGAUCAAAGAAAUAUUACCAUUACUUCGUUUCCAUUGAAAUCAUCGACACUGCCACAGACCGAUACAUCAUCAUCGAUUACUGUUUCCACGACAGUGCAGUCUUCAACUCCUUUUAAAAGCACCAACCGUGCUCACACAAUAUGGUACCCUUUUGUAGAAACAACGUCCUCAACUGAUAAAAAUUUCGACUUUCUUACUAGUAGCAGCAGUACCAGUAGUAGCAUUAGUGGGAGCACUACAGAAAGUCCUCCGUUUGUUACAAAUGUUUCGCCUACGUAUUCUGUUACAAGUAAACAGAUAACUGAAACUGAGACAGUGUCGUUAGAACCUCGAACAUUUCACAGUAUCGCGGACGAAAUCCACUCGAUAACGUCGACGACGAAGGUAGAGGAAUAUUUGACACAGAAAUCGAUUUACAAUGAAACGAUGAUGACUGAAAUUAUGUCUCAAGAGAACGGUGGUAGGAUGUUCACGUCCACCAGCGAUACGUCUUCUGAAGCAAGCAGCACAACGAAAUAUGUUCCAAGUACAGGGUAUUAUCCAGUUAUAACUACAUCUGUCGAAAAACCGACAGAGGAACAUGCAACGACCGAAAGUGAAAGAAAUGAUGGUCCAUUCUCUACUGUUACAUCUUCCUUAAAUUUUACAGAACUUUGGCAAAAUAAAAGCUCGGAAUCGACUACCCCCCGAGUUACACCUCAGCCAUUUACAGAUAAGUGGACAUCCAUAGAAUUAACAAGAUCUUCAACUACAGAAAUGGAAAGUUCUACAUUGGCCUUCACUAAUAAUAUCUCUUCGUCUGUGACAACUAGUAGCUCUGUAAAGCCAAUAUCCAAUAAAACUACUACCGAGAACGAACGCGAACAAUUUUCAACGAAAACUGAAUUACCAUCAACUUCAAAAAGUAUCGUCACUCCUGAAUGUCAUGGAAUUUUGUGCCCAAGUUCCACAGUAUCACCUACGCGUAAUGAUAGCGACUGUAACUGUUCACAUCGGGAAGACUGUAAACCUGGAUCAACUAUAGUACGGGCGGCGUUUAAUGGAAAGUCUUACGCAAGGCAACACGUUGAUGUAGAAAUUUCAAAUGACAAUAACGCAACGUUAAAAAUUUUCGUCAGGCUCAAAACGCGUUAUAAAGAUGGUAUUAUAUUACACGUUUAUUUCGAUGACGAAAAAUACGCGUUGGUAUAUUUAGAAUAUGGUUCUUUAAAGUUUCAAUUCUCCUGCGGGCUUGAAACUAUGUUAUUAGGCGAGAUAGAUUCACCUAUCGAUAAUGGAUACGAUGCGGACAUUGACACAAGGUUUCAAUACUUUAUGAAGAAUGAAACUAAUAAAUGUUCAGCUCGUUUGUUAGUAAAUGGAACAACGGCAGUUAGCGGAGAACAAAUUUUACCAUUACGUGGAAAUCUCCCACGACAUGCUAAUUUACAUUUAGGCGGUAUACCAUUGGUAUUUUCCCAUUAUUUCGCUCAUGUCUCUAUGGGAUUUACUGGUUGCAUGGACUCAUUAAAGAUAAACGAUAUACCACGUCAUUUCAUCCAUGAUUCCAUAGAAACAUUUCAAAUCGAAGAUUGCACAUCGUUUUUAUGCUUAUCAAAUCCGUGUAAAAAUUUUGGUGCAUGCGAAGAAAUAAACGGUGCAGUGCGUUGUAGAUGCAUAGCUGGAUAUACAGGUCCAUUUUGUGAACGUUCGACGUGCGAUGAAAAUCCUUGUGCCUUGGGUGCAACUUGUAUCAAUUCACCAGGUGCGGGUUUCGUUUGCGUUUGUCCACUCGGAACUCAUGGACUUUUAUGCGAAGAAGAUACUGUCAUAAUGCGACCAUCAUUUUCGGUACUUAUACCUGGAUUCUCAUCGUAUGUCGCAUAUGGCAUUUCAAAUUCUAUAAAAGAUACAAUGGAAUUGAAACUGAAGAUCAUACCGCGUACUUACGAACAAAUAUCCUUGAUAGCUUAUUUAGGACAAAGUGGAUCUCGUCGAGAUCUAUCGGAUCAUCUUUCCAUAACAUAUGUCCGUGGCUACAUUAUGUUAACAUGGGAUUUAGGAGCAGGUGUUCGUAGAAUUUUCACAAAUGUUCCCUUGAGUGCUACAACAAUGGCAACGAGUAAACAUCACGUAGCAUAUACAAUCAGAGUUGGAAGAAAGGGUCGAGAUGCAUGGCUUGCAGUGGAUGGUAUAGGUAAUGUAACUGGACGAGUGAUUGGAACCAUGACACGACUUGAUGUAUCACCGAUACUUUAUAUCGGUGGACAUAAGUCGAAAAACUUUGAAUCUUUACCUCACGAUUUACCCCUUCAUACUGGAUUUUCCGGUUGUAUAUUUGACAUUGAAUUACGCACAGAUACCGCUAUUUACCCAAUAACCAAUUCGAGUCCUGCAACAGGUCGUGGUGUUGGUGAAUGUCAUAGAAAUGAAUGCAUUCGUCAUUUAUGUAAAAAUGGUGCAGUGUGCUUAAAUCAUGGAGCUACAUAUAGUUGUAUUUGUACAAAAGAGUGGAUGGGUUCCGACUGUUCCAUACCAGCAGAGGCAUCAUUAUCUUUUGUUAAUCCAUCUUGCCAUACUUCAAAUUAAUAAAAAUAUUGUUACUAUUUCGUUUCAUUCCAAUACAUUAUAUGUACAAAAUUUAUUCAAUCAAUUUUUAUAAAUUAAUCAACAUUUUUAUCUAUUUUUGGUUGAUGUGACACAGAGUAAGAAUU
Messenger RNA from Frieseomelitta varia, 3953 nucleotides. It is a transcript of the gene eys, whose product is annotated as protein eyes shut. Lineage: Eukaryota; Metazoa; Arthropoda; Insecta; Hymenoptera; Apidae. Gene Ontology annotation, cellular component: protein-containing complex; plasma membrane. Gene Ontology annotation, molecular function: calcium ion binding. The record is from RefSeq and is a predicted model, not a curated record. The coding region runs from base 313 to 3828 and encodes 1171 amino acids. Gene Ontology annotation, biological process: establishment or maintenance of epithelial cell apical/basal polarity; heterophilic cell-cell adhesion. The transcript has 16 exons.